Plectropomus leopardus (leopard coralgrouper) is the source of this 4317-nucleotide messenger RNA. RefSeq names its product StAR related lipid transfer domain containing 13b (gene stard13b). Gene Ontology annotation, molecular function: GTPase activator activity; protein binding; lipid binding. The record is from RefSeq and is a predicted model, not a curated record. Gene Ontology annotation, biological process: actin cytoskeleton organization; signal transduction; regulation of Rho protein signal transduction. NCBI's taxonomy places the organism in Eukaryota, Metazoa, Chordata, Actinopteri, Perciformes, Serranidae.
CAUCUGGUGUGAAGUGUGAAAGUCUGUCUUGGUGCUUUACAAUCAGUUUGUAACUUUUACUCGUUUUAUUGAUUUCCGUUUCUAAGCAAGAGGAAUAUUUAUUUUUACUUCAAAAUGUUGACAGCUGAAGAGCGAGGACCAGGUUUGCUGCCACAGUAGAAAUAAAGUUUCUAACCGGGAAAAAAUUAAAGGUAAUUAUCUGUCGGAGACUUUAAACAAGACGCGUUUGUGAGACACGAAGAGGAUUUUGUUAUUAUGUCCGAGUGGAGGAUUAGCGAUGACAUCUAGAAGAAACUCUGCGAAACUGAAGCUCCGGCGGUCUUUCAGCGAGCAGCUGCGGAGCUCCACAUCCAAAGCCUGGGAUUUACUCUGGAAGAAUGUCAGAGAGCGGAGACUGGCAGAAAUCGAGGCAAAAGAGGCAUGUGACUGGCUGCGGGCAGCAGGAUUUCCCCAGUAUGCUCAGCUCUUUGAAGACUCACAGUUUCCCAUUGACAUUUCUCCUGUGAAAAGAGAUCAUGACUUUCUGGACAAAGACCUGGUGGAACCUCUCUGCAGGAGACUCAACACCUUGAACAAGUGUGCCUCUAUGAAACUUGACGUGAACCUUCCGAAGAAGAAAAGUGAAGACUCUGAUGAAGAAGACCUGUUUGCUAUCAGUGACAAAUGGACCUUUGAGUGGAGCAGCCGGCGUUGGUCCAGGUUACGAGACAUCGACUGUCUCCUGCACGGCGAGGGUCAGCCCUCCAGGGACAGCGUGCCUCUGAGAACCACCACCAGCAGCGAGAGUGUUCUGACGGACCUCAGCGAACCAGAGAUUUCGUCUUUGCACAGUGAGAGCAGCGGGGGCAGCUGCCAAAGGGGCCUCAGCACAGAGGACUCUGACUGCUCCAACCGCACCGGCUCUGAUUCUGCAGCAAUGCCAGAUUCUACUUCUCUCACAAUGCCUCACAUCCCCAAAGAAAUUACUCACUACGGCUCGCUACCUGAUAAACACGGCAAGACAAGCCGCAUCCGUGCCAAAGACUUUCUAAAGCGCAUGGAAACAUUGCGCUCCCGAGGAACUCUGGGAAGGGGUCGUAAGUCGUUGGUCAUCAGCGCUCCAGUGCUGCAGCAGGAGGCCCAGGUACUGAAGACGCUGCAGUGCAUCGAGAUCAUAAAUGGAGAUGGCGGGGCUCCAGAAAUACCAUCCAACAAAAUUCUGCCAUCCCAGUCUGGUAGUGAGGGAAGCAGCCAUUCUAGUGGCAGCGCUGUCAGCACACCCAGCCUGAAGGAGCGCAAGCCUCACCGGGCCGACCACAAGCGCAGCGGCAUGUAUUUAGAAGACAUGGACAUCUUCUCAGGCACCCAAGUGAACAAAGUUGCGGAGGAAAACCGCAGGAAUGAGUUCUGUUCCUAUGAAGACCUGGUGGUACACAUUCCCAAAGACCAUAAGCCAGGAACCUUCCCCAAAGCACUGUCCAUCGAGAGCCUGUCCCCAACCAAUGGGGCCUCUAUCAACUGGCACACAGGCAGCAUGCACCUGGACCCAACGCUGAUUUCAUGCAGGAAUGAAUCUAGACCAGUCACCCAGUGCUGCACCAGAGGGAGCCGCAUCAGCGUGUACGAUAAUGUUCCUGGCUCGCAUCUGUACGCCAGCACGGGAGACCUGAUAGACCUGGAGAAAGAGGACCUGUUCCCUCACCUGGAUGAUAUCUUGCUGCAUGUCAACGGUCUACAGCAGAUAGUGGACCACUGGUCGAAGAAUGUGUUGCCUGUCGGAGAAGGGCUGGCGCAGGUGGACGGUAAGAGGGAACGUACAGUAGGUCUUCAGUCGUCAAGUCAGAUCACAUUGAACUUUGAGGGAAAUUCUGUCACAGAAAGCCAAAUCACACAAAGUUACGGGGACACAGACAAAGUAUCACUUGCUGAGACAGAAUCUACGCUCCUCAGGGAAAGGAGGGACUCAGGAGUUGGUGCUUCUCUCACAAGACCUAAUCGAUUACGAUGGCCCAGCUUUCAAAUGUCUAAUCGCCUGAGUCACUCAGUGGCAUCGCUGCAGAUCACCAACCAGUCAGCAGGCCAGCUCAGUUUGUUGCAGAAGUUUUCUCUGCUGCGACUUACUGCUAUCAUGGAGAAGUACUCCAUGUCCAACAAACAUGGCUGGACUUGGUCCGUGCCAAAGUUCAUGAAGAGAAUGAAGGUACCAGACUAUAAGGAUAAGAACGUGUUCGGAGUUCCUCUCAUUGUGCAUGUGCAGCGCUCUGGACAGCCGUUGCCCCUCGGCCUGCAGCAGGCGCUACGGUACCUGAGGAGCCAGUGUCUUGACCAGGUGGGUCUGUUUCGUAAAUCAGGGGUGAAGUCUCGAAUUCAAGCUCUCAGGCAGAUGAAUGAGAAUUCUCCAGACAAUGUGAACUAUGAGGAUCAGUCUGCUUAUGAUGUGGCCGACAUGGUGAAGCAGUUCUUCAGGGAUCUACCUGAGCCUCUGCUCACCAGCAAGCUGGGCGAGACUUUCCUCCAUAUCUACCAAUAUGUGCCGAAGGACCAAAGGUUGCAAGCUGUCCAGGCAGCCAUCAUGUUGAUGUCAGAUGAAAACCGUGAGGUGCUGCAGACGCUGCUCUGUUUCCUCAGCGAUGUCACUUCCUCUGUGGAGGAGAACCAGAUGACACCCAUGAACAUUGCUGUGUGCCUGGCACCCUCCCUCUUUCAUCUUAACAUACUCAAGAAAGACAAUCUCUCUCCAAGGGCCAUGCAGAAGAAGUACGCCACUGGCAGACCAGACCAGAAGGAUCUGAAUGAAAACUUAGCAGCAACACAGGGUCUCGCUCAUAUGAUCAUAGAGUGCAACCAUCUAUUUGAGAUCCCUCAUGAGAUGGUUACUCAGUCGCGUAAUUCGUAUGUGGAGGCUGAUUUGCAUGCACCAACGAUUGACGAGCUGUGCAAGCAGCUGGAGGACGGUGAUGGAACGUACCAAACUCAUAUGGAGGGGAGACUUCAGAACCAUCUCAAAGAAGCCCGGGAAAAGUCCAAAUACUGGAUGUCCUGCAGCAGCUCUGAUAACACAGAGCUCUACUAUAAAAAGGUGGGAGAUGGGAACCCUCUGAGGCGCUGGCGGGUGUCUGUUGAGGUGGAAGCACCGCCAUCCGUUGUGUUGAACCGUGUGCUGCGAGAGCGCCACCUGUGGGAUGUAGAUCUCCUGCAGUGGAAAGUGUGUGAGACACUGGACAAGCAGACAGAGGUGUUUCAGUAUGUCCUCAAUCGCAUGCCCCCUCAUCCCAGCAGGGACUUUGUGGUACUCAGGUCAUGGAGGACAGAUUUGCCAAAAGGUGCCUGCUCCCUGGUUUCUGUGUCUGUAGAGCAUGAGGAUUGUCCUUCUAUUGGAGGGGUACGAGCUAUAGUCCUGGAGUCCAACUACCUGCUAGAGCCCUGCGGCUCAGGAAAGUCCAGACUAACCCACAUCUGCAGAGUGGACUUGAAGGGAAGGACUCCAGACUGGUACAACAAAGCCUUUGGUCACCUCUGUGCUGCAGAAGCUGCCCGAAUCCGCAACUCCUUCCAGCCACUAAUCACAGACGGCCCAGAGACCAAAAUCUGAACCUCUUUGCCACUUGUGUCUGCUUAGCAUUGAGAUCAAGAUUGAGCCUUUGAGUCAUUGCUAACAGGCAGACAGGACCCCAGAACUGAAGCACAGUUUAUUCCGUUAUUUGUCCUGAGUAGAAAUGCUUUUGAGAAGAUAUGGAGAUCCUCUGUACUUGCACAAUGACAAAAGAGGACAUCUUAAAGGUGCUAAGCAUAAUUACUCAAUGGGAAAUUAAUCAUCCUGCCAAUGUCCUUAGCAUUAGGAUUUUAUUUACCUUAAUGUUGCUUAACCUGUAUAUUUUAAUUAUUAUCUUUAAUAAUAUUGUAUUACUAUUACUUUAAUCUACAAUGUCUAGGACAUUCAUGCUCUUAAACGCUUCUGGGAAGCAUUAUUUGUUUCAGAUUUAAAGCUAUGAUUAUUAUAAUGUAGUGUCUGUGUAUAUGUGUGUGAAUAUACUGUACAUGCAAGCAAGAUGUAUAUAUUGUAAAUAUGUGAAGGGAUACAUAGUACAUAUGUUAAUAUCCAUAUUGAUUUCUUCACUGUGUCAGCCUUCCUGUAGUACACAUGGUACAAAAUUGUAAACUGGUUUUACUUUGCUUCAGUGUUGUCAUUUUGGAAUGGGUGUAAUGUUAUUAAAUUUUGACCUCCCAUGGUUAUAAAAAGAACGACUUAAGGUUUGACUUGAUCAUACCUGCUUAAGGGUACUGGGUUGUGAAGUCAAGUACAAGAGACAUCAUUUUUUAAUAAAACUGUUGAGAUUA